AUGCUGCUCAUAUUUGGAAAAAGCCUUGCUGUACUAGGAAUUAAUCAACUAGGUACAUUUAUGUUUAGUAAAAAUCAUCUUUCCACUAUGUUCAGGAUUUUAGGUUUUAAGACAACCUCACAAUUUUCCAAGACUAGUACAAAAGAAGUAUAUUAGUCAAAAUCCAAAUUUUAUCAAUUUUCACUGA
This is a messenger RNA of Nezara viridula (southern green stink bug), 187 nucleotides long. NCBI's taxonomy places the organism in Eukaryota, Metazoa, Arthropoda, Insecta, Hemiptera, Pentatomidae. The record is from the annotation of a GenBank genome assembly.